UAUGUUGAGGGGGUUUAAAUGCCUUCACUAAGUUUUCUUUACAUGAUUUCAGUCACCUAAAUCGCGACUGGGAAAGUUGCCAGAGAGACUUACUCGUGAUGAGUUUAACGACGUUGCUGAACUACAGGCCACUUGGAGAAACACACGGGCGCUGACGUCAUGUCCAUUCAAGGACUUUCGAGCAAAGUUUCAUGGUCGACAGGUAAAUGCAAGGAUAAAGGCGGCUGUCGAAGCCAAAGAAAAGGACUGUCGCACUUGAAGGAGAACCACUUCGUCCUUCGGCAGCAGGCGUGAGCAGCCAUGAGUUUGACAGCUAGUCUACACACUCACCCGGACGCCCUUCACCACCAUGACAUUGUCGUUCUCGUCUGACUCAAAAGACACACGCCGGGUGCUGCUGUUACCUCCCAUUUGAACACCAAUGAAGUGAAAAUUUACGACAUGAACAGACCGAAGACGAGGAGUCAGUCACUCAUGUGAAUCUCCGUUAGCUGCCGGACAACAUCAACACUUCCUUAGCAUGACGUAGUGGACAAAACACGGCUUCGCGAUUGGACAAGAACAAACAACGGCCGUUUCUAUUGGUGCAUUUGAGAAAACCCACCUCCAAGUUUGCAUGCGUUUUUAUUUGGACGGUAACUUUCAUUCUCAACCAUUCAUUCGCACGACGGAGUCACAGUGGACUGGAGCGCGUCUCAGAAUUGCAAUAUGCAUCUAAACACAUUUGAAUGACACAAAUGUACAUUCAGCAGUUGACAUAUGUGAAUAGAAUAGCCUUUAUUGUCCCUGUAGAGUGUGCAACCAGAUUUGAGCGCUACUCCCUUGGUGCAAACAAUGUAAAAAAGAAUAUAUCAAAAACAAUCAAGCAAAGCAGAAAACAACAAGUAGGUACUCAUAAAUAAUAUAUACACAAGUAGCAGCAGUAAAAAGAGCCUACUAACAGAAAGUGGAUGUAAACGUUAAUAUUUUAUUGCACAUAGUUAUUUCUUUAUUGCACUCUGAUAUUUAUCUAGUCAUAAAGUGUAUAGUGACCAUACACGCAUUGGCUUCACGCUGCGCAUUAAUGCAAGGUAUGUGGCGCCCUUGAUCACUUGGCCUGAUGGAUGAUAAAGAUUUUGCACUUAGAUCUAUUGAGUAAACCGAUCAAACAGUCAUGUCCUACCUUUGUGCCCUUGUUUUUCAUCCACACACCUCUCAGUCACAUCAAUCAUUCUGUGUUCACACAUGCCAAGCUGGAAGUCAUCUUUGGCCCUCUUGGGUGAAAACAAAAUCCAUUAGAUCACAUGGACUGAUGGCACAGAGGCUGAAGACAAGCUUAAAGUGGAACUCAAAUGAAUAAUGGCGCGGAUCCACUACAUUUCCCACCAUCCCUUGCGGUCAACUGUUUCCUGUUUGGGCGCUGCGGCUGGAAAAAUGGCAGCAGACGCUGGGCGAUACAGAAGUGCGGUAAACAAAAACAAAGACCCCUCUGGUCUCCUCAUCUCCGUCAUUAGGACCCUGUCCAGCAGCGACGACGUACAGGACAGAGAGACGGAGAAGGGCCGUCUGGAAGACGCCUUUGAGACGUGUGAUCGUGGCUUGGACGAGCUGAUUGUUCAGCAUUAUGCAGAACUCACCACUGCGAUCAAGACAUACCAAAGCAUCACAGAGCGCAUCACCAGCUCCAGAAACAAGAUCAAGCAGGUCAAGGAAAACCUUCUGUCAUGUAAAAUGCUGCUUCACUGCAAAAGAGAUGAGCUGAGGAAGUUGUGGAUAGAAGGCAUCGAGCACAAGCAUGUGCUGCAGCUACUGGAUGAAAUCGAGAGCAUCAAACAAGUUCCUCAGAAACUGGAGACCUACAUGGCCAGCAAGCAUUACCUCCAUGCUACAGACAUGCUGGUGUCUGCUGUGGAGUCUUUAGAGGGUCCCUUGUUACAAGUGGAGGGUCUGGGAGAUCUGCGUCUGGAACUCAAAACCAAGAAACUCAACAUCCACCUCGUUCUCAUCGACGAGCUUCACCGACACCUUUAUAUCAAGUCCACCAGUCGCCUGGGGCUCAAGAACAAGGACAAGAAUGCAUCACGCUUUCCAGGCUCCUCGAUCAAAGACACGUCUCCGGCUCCUGCGUUGGAUGUCGGCAGCCUGUCCACCCCACGCAAGCUCUUAGAUUCAUCACAGUUCGGCAUGCGUGGCUCCGGCACUGCCGAUGAUGUCCGCGACUUGAGCCAGUCAGACCUUCCAGAGGUGGAUCCUGAGGAGAACAGCGCUGAGUUCAUGGGGAUCCUCAUCAAGGCUCUCGCCAAAUUGAAGAAAAUACCAGAAACAAUAAAUGCUAUCAUGGAGCGCCUGGAACCUGAGCUGAAGCAGAUUGUUAAACGCUCCACGACUCAGAUCGCAGACCAUGCUUACCAGAGGGGAGAGAGUCUGGCUCAGGAGAGCCAGCCCAGAAUCAAGAGUGGCUGUCUUCAUGGCGUUAUUUUGGGAUCAGCAUACAUGCACGAUGAGCUCCUUGAAAUAACGUGCUGUGGAUGGAAGUCAUCGUUGCUCCUGGAACUGCUGGAGCUGUUGUUCGACAAGUUCAAGGCUGUAGCUCAGGCCCACGGCGUGGUUCUGGCUCACCUGCAGCAGAUUGCGGGCCAGUGUCCGGGCAGCGCCCACGAGGAGGGCAUCAAGUUGUACGAGCAGGCGGACGUCUCUGCCAAGAUCCAGACAGUUCUGCAGGUCCUGCUCAUGGAAUACCUGGACGUGAAGAACAGCCGCAGUACCACCGAACAGUCGGCCCAGCUGUCCUAUGCUAGCACUGGCAGCGAGUUCGCUGCCUUCUUCGCCAAGAAAAGACCGCAGCGUGCGAGGCAGUCGCUCUUCAAGUUUGAGUCAUCGUCUCACGCCAUCAGCAUGAGCGCCUACCUCCGAGAACAGAGACGGGAACUCUACAGCAAGAGCGGGGAGCUGCAAGGUGGCGCUGAUGACAACCUGAUGGAAGGAGGGGAGAUGAAGUUCCUGUGUAAACCUGGAGCGAGGAACAUCACCGUGAUCUUCCAGCCUCUGCUCAGCUUCAUCCAGGAGAUGGAGAUGAACAUGGGUCCCGGUCCAGCCAAGCAGUGCCAGCUCCGAACCUUCCUCACAUACUACAUCAAUGACCUCUUCCUCAACCAGGUGCGGACAGAAAUCAACAAAGAAAUGGAGUCGGUGAGCAAGACCGCUGACCCCUUGAAGAUCCUGGCCAGCGCCGACACCAUGAAGGUGCUGGGUGUGCAGCGGCCCCUCCUGCAGAGCACCGUGGUGGUGGAGAAGUCCAUCCAAGACCUGAUGAGCCUGAUGCAGGACCUGAGCGCCUACUCCAACCAGUUCCUGGAAAUGGUGUGUGACAAGCUGAAGGAGUACAAGGAGAUCUGCAACACGGCCUACAGAGGCAUCGUCCAGUGUGAGGAGAAACUGACCAUCAGCGCCUCCUGGUCCAAAGACGAGGACAUCAGCCGCCUGCUCCAGUCUCUCCCCAACUGGGUGAACAUGACCCAGCCCCGGCAGAACCGACAGAAGCGGGAGGACGAGGAGGAUUUCACCAGGGUGGCCUUUGCUAAGGAGUCUGAGGUGCUGACAGGGAACCUCGGGGACAAGCUGAUCCCCCAGAAUGAGAUCCUGCGCGACGUCAGUGACCUCAAGGCUCUGGCCAACCUGCAUGAAAGCAUGGAGUGGCUGGCCGCCCGCCUCAGGACCUUCUUCGCUCAUCUGCCUUUGGCAUCCACCCUGGCGCCGGUGCCGGCAGAGGGCCACGCCCCCGGCGAGGGCGAGCGCAGCCGAGAGCAGAUCCUCCAGACGCUGAGCGACCUGUGCAAGAGCUUCCAGGACGUCGCCGACCGCUGUCUCCUGGCCUUACACCUGGAGGUCCGGGUGCAUUGCUUCCACUACUUGAUCCCGCUGACCAAGCAGGGGAACUACGCCAUCGUGGCCAACGUGGAGAGCAUGGACUACGACCCCCUGGUGGUCAAACUCAACAAGGACAUCUCUGCCAUCGAGGAGGUGAUGAGCGCAGCCCUGCAGCAGCACAAGUUCCAGUACAUCUUUGAAGGUCUGGGCCACCUCAUCUCCUGCAUCCUCAUCAAUGGGGCGCAGUACUUCAAGAGAAUCAGCGAGUCGGGCAUCAAGAAGAUGUGCAGGAACAUCUUCGUUCUCCAGCAGAACCUCACCAACAUCACCAUGUCCCGAGAGGCCGACCUGGACUUCGCCAGGCAGUACUACGAGAUGCUGUACAACACAGCGGAGGAGCUGCUCCACCUGGUGGUGGACCAGGGCGUGCGCUACACCGAGCUGGAGUACAUCAACGCUCUGUCCCUCCUGCACCGCAGCCAGACGGGUGUGGGCGACCUGGGCCAGCAGAACACGCGGCUGCAGCGCCUCAAGGAGAUCAUCUGCGAGCAGGCGGCCAUCAAGCAGGCCAGCAAGGACAAGAAGAUCACCACCGUGUGACCCACCCGCCCCUCGCUCCUCCACCAACCGUCCAUGGUCAGGGGCAACCCAUGGGUGCCGCGUGGCCCCGCCUCCCGCUCUCUGCUGCAUCGAAUGCAUAUCUGAAGUGGCAGGUGGAAGAGUUGCUUCAUGUCAUCACCAUCAUCAUCAUCAUCAUCAUCUUCUGAGCUCAGGCCGCUGCCUCUGACUGGACCGUGGCCUGGUGUCAGGGAUGGUUCACUCCUCACAAUA
Synchiropus splendidus (mandarinfish) is the source of this 4677-nucleotide messenger RNA. RefSeq names its product exocyst complex component 4 (gene exoc4). The record is from RefSeq and is a predicted model, not a curated record. Gene Ontology annotation, biological process: chemical synaptic transmission; Golgi to plasma membrane transport; exocytosis. Bases 1339 to 4446 code for a protein of 1035 amino acids. The transcript is spliced from 22 exons. Gene Ontology annotation, cellular component: exocyst; synapse; growth cone membrane. Lineage: Eukaryota; Metazoa; Chordata; Actinopteri; Syngnathiformes; Callionymidae.